UAACACAUAAAAAAACAAAAUACUGGAUAUUUUCAUUGUUGUUAAUUUUCUUCGGUUUUCUGUUCGAAAUGUUUUGAUUCGAUAUGGAAGCUGAGAGGUCAAAUAUACUAUUUAGGUUUUCUACUGCCAAGUUUACACCUUCACUAUUCCAGUGAAACGUUUUGUCCAGGAAGUUAUCUAAAAUGGUUUGAAUUUGUUGUUGUCAAAUAGAUUUUUGAUAGGUUUCCACACUACUUUCCUUCCAUCUAUAGCAUUUCUUAAUAUUAUUCAGUUCCUUUGGCUUUGAUGCCUCAUGAGUAUUGCUCUGUUCAAGUAGACAGUGAUUUUCAAGUACACUGUGAUUUUCCUGUGAUCUGAUAGGGGUGUCAGUGGGCUGACUGUGAACAAUCUUAGAGACUCUGGAUUGAUGUCAGUGAUAAAGUAGUCUACAGUAAUACUGCCAAGAGAUGAGUUAUAGGUGCACCUACCGUAGGAGUCCCCUCAAAGCCUACCAUUAACUAUGUACAUACCCAGCGUGCUACAGAGCUGCAGGAGUUGUGACCCAUUUUUGUUGGUUAUGUUGUCGUAGUUCUGCCUAUGGGGGCAUAUGGGGGAGGGAAUGCCGUCACCUCCAGGUAGGCGUCUCUCUCUCUUUCGCGCUCUCUCUCUCUCGUUCUCACACUCUCUCACUCUCCCUCUGUACCUCUCAUGCUUUCCCCCUCUCCCCCUUCUCUCUGUGCCUGUAAUCUCCCUCUCUCCCUCCCUCCUGAGAGAUGGAUGCAGUAUGCAGCAGAAUACUGCAGCCAAAUAAUAACAACUGCAGCCAAAGGAAGGAACCAUUAGUCAACACAGACAUAUAAUUCAAUAGAGGACAAACUUUAUGGACAGAACUUAACACCAGGUUUAAUCCUCACUGUCACAAAUGAUUCCCCCACCAAUGCACACAGCUAGGCUUCAUGUGGAAGUAGCUAAGUCUUUCCAUACUGAGUACUGAAUAAUACAUGUCCUGUUUGGCUCAUAGCCAGAAUACCUUGGAUUAUUCUCUAGUUUGGAGUAUAGCUUAUCUCUUUUUUCAUAGAAAAGAAAACCGAGGUCAACUUUUAUUGCAUCCAUCUAUUUGGUACAGGAGGAUACAGGAAGUCAGUCUGUCCCCUUCACUGUUCUCUCUCCUCCACUCCUUUCUUCUCUUCCCCCCCAUCUUCCUCUCCUCUCUACUCUGUCCUUUUGUUAUCACGAUGGUGAUCGAUACCUCGAUACCUCCUCAGAAAAGUGAACGGUUUGUCGGUUCCUUUCAGCCUUUGUAACGCGUGUACAACUCCUGAAUAAUUGAAGAAAACUAGCCUAUCAUGUUCUGGCUCACUUUUUAGCUCUUCAAAAGGUGCCAUACAUUAUUGAUCCUGACGUGCCCAAACAAUUUACUUUCAUCUGCUUCAUAAUUUAGAGCAGAGAUCAUCUCCUUCAUUCUCAAGUGAAAUACAUUUUUCUUUCUAGGUCAACCCUCAAUCUCAAGUUAGCUGGCUUUAAAAAGUGAAUACAAAAAUGUACCUUUAUUUAACUAGGCAAGUCAGUUAAGAACAAAGUCUUAUUUACAAUGACGGCCUACCUGGGAAGAGUGGGCUAACUGCCUGGUUCAGGGGCAGAGCGACAGAUUUUUACCUUGUCACCAACCUUUUGGUUACUGGCCCAACGCUCUAACCACUAGGCUACCUGCCGCCCCGGCUUCUAUCGAGUAAUACAUUAAAUUGAAGCUUAACUACGAUAAUAAGUGUUGAUGUUCGAAGACAUGAAUGCAGAGAAGAUCUUGGAGUAUGAGUGGGAAACAAUACACAGGUUGUUUAGUAUUCUCUCAUAGAAAUGACUGUAUGCUUUACACUUGCACGUGAUUUAGUUAUCAUCAUCACAUUACAAAGCAGUGCCCCCCGUUGGCCAACAGUGAGACAUGAAUAAAACUUGUACACACACACACACACACACACACACACACACACACACACACACACACACACACACACACAAUCUCUCCUGUCUGCCACCCCUAUAACACUAUGAUUAUUGUUAUGCCCCUGUAAAAGUUAAGAGGCAAUUUAUGAGUUCUCUAUGUGAGGGGCAGCUACUCUGGGGAAUGACAAUGACCCUCUGCACUAAAGAGCCUGAUAAGGUUUCUAUGUUAAAGUAGCCAAUGCUUGGUUAUAAUAUUGUGGCUACUAAAUGUGAAAGUCUUGUGUAAAGAAUAUGUUUGGAAACAUUAUUUCUACUUAUUGAACCCGUUAUUGUUUUACAGGGAAUUUAUUUAAUUAUUUGAAUAAAUUUGGAUAGCUAAUUCCAAAUUAAAAAGUGAACUUAAAACAAGAUGAAACAAAUGGGUUGCAUUUACAUGAAAUAUUAGUUUGUAUUUGUUAUUUAUUAUGUUUAACCAAAGGGUAAAAGUAAGCUGAGUGUUGAAAGAUUGCAACUUCAAAUAUAGGUUUGGUAAUAAUACAAUAAAACAGUUGGCAUUGAAUCAUAUAUUUGGUUUCAACAAAUGUAGUAUUUUUCAAUUGAAAAAAACUAACUCAUUUAGUUGUAACCGGUUAAAGUAUUUUUUGUUGUUCGUUGAUCCAAAGAGUCUUUGUUUACAGUGCAGAGGAAAUGAGGGAUAAUAGGGAUGAAGGCAUGAUUUGCAGUCUGUGGGAGAAGAGAGGGAGGGAGACGGGGAGAGCGGAGGCGAAAGCAGAGAGAAGCUGAGUUUGGGAGCAGAAGAUAUACAUGAAUUAUACAAUGUGGGGGACUUUGUGGAGGAAGGAUUUCAUAUGCUCACAUCCCUUAACACAGAAUAAAUUGGAGGAAAAAACUUUGAGAAGCAAUAAAGUUUUGGGUUGUAUUAAAGUGCAUGGUUCCCCAUUAGUACAACACCGAGGUUGCAUCAAUGGUAUAUGAGGUGAUAUUAAAUUUUUAAAAUGAUGCAUAUAACUGGCCAGGUAAACCACUAAAGUGUGCACGUGCGUGCAUGUGUGUCAUCAUCAUCACGAAACUCAAUUGUGUUUUGGUAACAUGACCCGUCAUCCCCCCACUCCCUCUUAGCCUCCAUUGCCGUGAACCAAAAGGUUAUGAGUUCAAAUCCCAGGUGAGGACAUAUUGAAUAAUUAUUACUGUAUAAAUGAACAUGCACAAUGUAAUCAUGUAUGUUAAUGAGGGUGAAAUACAGUGUGUUCGGAAAGUAUUCAGACCACUUCCCUUUGCCCACAUUUUGUUACGUUACAGCCUUAUUCUAAAAUGUAUUAAAUAAUUUUACACACAAUACCCCAUAAUGACAAUGUAAAAACAGGAUUUUAGAGUUUUUGGCAAAUUUAUUACAAAUAAAAAACAGAAAUAUCUUAUUUACAUAACUAUUCAGAACCUUUGCUAAAUGACUCAAAAUUGAGCUCAGGUUUAUCCUGUUUCCAUUGAUAAUCCUUGAGAUGUUGCUACAACUUGGAGUACACCUGUAAUCAUUUCAUUGGAUUGGACAGGAUUUGGAAAGGCACACACCUGUCUAUAUAAGGUCCCAAAGUUGACGAUGCAUGUCCGAGAAAAAAACAAGCCAUGACGUUGAAAGAAUUGUCCGUAGAGCUCUGAGACAGGAUUGUGUUGAGGCACAGGUCCCCAAGAACACAGUGUCCUCCAUCAUUCUUAAAUGGAAGAUGUUUGGAACCACCAAGGCUCUUCCUAGAGCUGGCCGCCCGGCCAAACUGAGCAAUCGAGGGAGAAGGGCCUUGGUCAGAGAGGUGACCAAGAACCUGAUGGUCACUCUGACAGAGCUCCAGAGUUCCACUGUGGAGAUGCAAGAACCUUCCAGAAGGACAACCGUCUCUGCAGCACUCCACCAAUCAGGCCUUUAUGGUACAGUGGCCAGAUGGAAGCCACUCCUCAGCAAAAGGCACAUGACAGCCCGCUUGGAGUUUGCCAAAAGGCACCUAAAGGACUCUCAGAUCAUGACAAACAAAAUUCUCUGGUCUGAUGAAACUAAGAUUGAACUCUUUGGCCUCAAUGCCAAUGUCACACCUGGAGGUAACGUGCCACCACCCCAACGGUGAAGCAUGGUGGUGACAGCAUCAUGCUGUGAUGUUUUUCAGCUGCAGGGACUGGGAGACUGGUCAGGAUCGUUGGAAAGAUGAUCAAAGUACAGAGAUAUCCUUGAUGAAAACCUGCUCCAGAGCUCUGAGGAACUCAGACUGGGGCGAAGGUUCACCUUCCAACAGGAUAACGACCCUAAACACACAGCCAAGACAAUUUAGGAGUGGCUUCGGAACAAGUCUGAAUGUCCUUGAGGAGCCCAGCCAGAGCUCGGACUUGAACCCGAUCGAACAUCUCUGAAGAGACCUGAAAAUACCUGUGCAGACAUGCUCCCCAUCCAACCUGACAGAGCUUGAGAUGAUCUGCAGAGAGGAAUGGGAGAAACUCCCCAAAUGCAGGUGUGCCAAGCUUGUAGUAUCAUCAUAUCAAAUCAAAAUGUAUUAGUCACAUGCGUCGAAUACUUACUUACAAGCUCCUAACCAACAAUGCAGUUUAAAAAAACGAAUAAGAAAAAUAAAUAAAAGUAACAAGUAAUUAAAUAGCAGCAGUAAAAUAACAAUAGCGAGACUAUAUACAGGGUGGUACCGGUACAGAGUCAAUGUGCGGGGGCACUGGUUAGUUGAGGUAAUACAGCUAAAGUUGGAAGUUUAUAUACACCUUAGCCAAAUACAUUUACAAAAAUUCCCUGUCUUGGGUCAGUUAGAAUCACCACUUUGUUUUAAGAAUGUGAAAUGUCAGAAUAAUGGUAGAGAGAAUGAUUUAUUUCAGCAUUUAUUUCUUUCAUCACAUUCCCAGUGGGUCAGAAGUUUACACACACUCAAUUAGUUUAUGGUAGCAUUGCCUUUAAAUUGUUUAACUUGUGUCAAACGUUUUGGGUAGCCUUCCAUAAGCUUCCCACAAUAAGUUGGGUGAAUUUUGGCCCAUUCCUCCUGACAGAGCUGGUGUAACUGAGUCAGGUUUGUAGGAUCUUUGCUUGCAUACACUUUUUCAGUUCUGCCCACAAAUGUUCUAUAGGGUUGAGGUUCGGGCUUUGUGAUGGCCACUCCAAUACCUUGACUUUGUUGUUCUUAAGCCAUUUUGCCACAACUUUGAAAGAAUGCUUGGGGUCAUUGUCCAUUUGAAAGACCCAUUUGCGGCCAAGCUUUAACUUCCUGACUGAUGUCUUGAGAUGUUGCUUCAAUAUAUCCACAUCAUUUCCGUUCCUCAAGAUGCCAUCUGUUUUGUGAAGUGCACCAGCCACUCCUGCAGCAAAGCACCCCCACAAAAUGAUGCUGCCACCCCUGUCCUUCACAGUUGGGAUGAUGUUCUUCGGCUUUCAAACCUCCCCUUUUUCCUCCAAACAUAACGAUGGUCAUUAUGGCCCAACAGUUCUAUUUUUGUUUCAUCAGACCAGAGGACAUUUCUCCAAAAAGUACGAUCUUUGUCCCCAUGUGCAGUUGCAAACCGUAGUCCGGCUUUUUUAUGGCGGUUUGCAGCAGUGGCUUCUUCCUUGCUGAGCGGCCUUUCAGGCCGUGGCUAGAACCUGAAAAGGGAGUAGGACAGGUGAUAGAGACUCUCGUAGUGGACAAGAUAUUGAGGGAAUUACCCAGUGACUUUAAAAGGGUUGUGGGGCAAGCCAACCCGUUGUCAGCCGACGACAUAGCCCAGGCGGUGGAAACAUAUCGGUCUACAGGGGAGUUGUUAAAAAGUGACAAGGAGGAACGGAAGGAUUCUUCCAAUCCCGUACCACGACUCACCCCGGCGGGUCCGCCACCGAAACGUCCAAACCCCCUCCUGAGGUGGGAGAAGUCAUCUCCCACACAGCAGGGUCGGUGUUAUAAAUGUCAGUCUCCCGACCAUUAUGCCCCACAAUGUCCUAGCAAGGACGAGCCCAUGGUCAGAGUCAUCACUGCCCACCCCCACACAUCUCGGUUUGAGGGGGCAGGAUCAACACUGUUGGUUAGCAGAAAUAGCCCCAGCCCCAGAGAUUCCAGUUCGAGUCGAAGGACAAGAUGUGGUAGCCAUUCUCGAUUCGGGAAGUAUGGUUACGUUAGUAGAGGAGCGGCUGGUGACCUCCGCAACACUGCUACCAGACAAAGUAGCCGUAUCCUGUAUCCAUGGAGACACCCACUAUCACCCCACUGUGAAUCUGCCUAUUCUCACUCCAAAAGGAAGGUGUACAGUCAGGGCAGGGAAAGUGCCCCAGCUGAAGGUACCAUUAUUGAUUGGGAGAGACUGUCCCCUAUAUAAGGAGCUUCGGCAGAUGACGUUAUGCACGGGAAGAAGGGGGACAGGAAAGAAGAGAAAGCCCAAGCCCGAGGUAGUAGUCCUACAAGGAGACGUAGCUGCGCCCUCGUCCUCUGCAGCAGAGGAAGAAAUAGCGACCCAACAUUUACGACAGAUAUUCCAGGAAACCACUGAUGAAGACACCUGUGAAGGGUUAUACACAACACAGGAAGGAAGGAGCAACCAGGCGCUAAGGGAUAUAUUUGUAGCUCCAUCCGAGGAGGGAACCUGGAAGAGAUUCUCAUCGGUCACCCCUGAGGGGGAUGGGGAACAACCUCCACAUCCCUCUACCAAGGUUGAUCUGCCCCAGGAAUUAAAGGGACAGUUCGGCACCUCGCAGCAUAGAGACCCAGACCUAAGGGAGGCCAUGAGGAGAGUGAAGGUGAUCGACGGGAGGAACGUCGAUGGAUCAGGUGAGCCCCCUCUUCCUUACUAUGCAAUCAGGCGGGGUCUCUUAUACUGGGUCGUACGACGAAGGGGGGAAAACCAGUAAUUACUAAUGGUGCCUAGACCAUACAGGGAUACAGUUCUACAGUUAGCCCAUUCCCACGUCCUAGGAGGACACCUGGCACGAGACAAGACUAUUGACAGAAUCAUGCAGAGAUUCUAUUGGCCCCGGGUCACCCGGGAUGUGGCCAGGUAUUGUAGGACGUGUGAUCAAUGUCAACGUACAGCUCCACGGCCACACCUACGUAACCCUUUGAUUCCUCUCCCCAUCAUAGAGACUCCCUUUGAACGCAUAGCUAUGGACCUCGUAGGACCCCUCCCAAAAUCCGCCAGAGGACACGAGUACAUCCUAGUGGUCAUAGAUUAUGCUACCAAGUUCCCGGAGGCCAUACCCCUGCGUAACAUGUCGUCAAAGGGAAUUGCCAAGGAAUUAUUCAUGGUGUUCUCUCGGGUGGGCCUCCCCAAGACGAUCUUAACUGAUCAGGGAACCCCAUUCAUGUCCCGGUUGAUGAAGGACUUGUGUCGGUUGUAUCAGGUUCAACAGAUACGUACAAGCAUAUUCCACCCUCAAACAGACGGGUUGUGUGAACGCUUGAACAAAACGAUUGAAAGCAUGUUGAGAAGAGUGGUGUCCCGAGACGGGAAAAACUGGGACAUGCUUCUCCCACACUUAAUGUUUGCCCUGCGAGAAGUACCCCAAGCAUCCACUGGAUUCUCUCCGUUUGAAUUGCUCUAUGGCAGACCCUGUCGAGGGAUCCUCGACUUAGCCAAGGAGACCUGGGAGACCCAACCAUGCCCCUUUUGAUCCACAAUAGAACAUAUUACCCUGAUGAGAGACCGCCUGUCAGCAGUGUGGCCCAUAGUCAAGGAGCAUAUGGAGAAGGCACAAAGGACCCAAGGCCGGGCCUACGAUAAGUCCGCGACCCCCCGUGAGUUCACCGUGGGAGAGAAAGUGAUGGUGCUCGUGCCCAUGGCCGAACAUCGCUUGCUGGCACAGUGGAGCGGGCCCUACGAGGUAAUGAAAAGGGUCUCAGCGGUCAAUUACCUCAUCAAGCAACCUGAUAGAAGGAAGAAGGUCCAACUCUAUCACAUAAACCUGUUGAAGACGUACCAUGGAAGAGAGGAGGAGGUGGCUUUGAUGGCCCUGGAGGGAAAAGGAAAAGAGGAGGCUCUACCACAGGUGCACCGUGGUCAAACUCUCCUGCCGGAGCAGUCAAGACACCUAGACAAGCUGAUUAUGAACUUCGGUCGAAUAUUCUCUCCAUUCCCAGGACAAACAGAUGUCCUGUUCCACCAUAUCCACACUGAACCUGGCAAGAAGGUGCAUAUCCGCCCUUACAGGAUUCCUGAGGCUCGCCGAGUCAUCGCUAAGAACGAGGUAAGGGAGAUGUUGAGGAUGGGUGUGAUCGAGCCAUCGACGAGUGAGUGGUCCAGUCCCAUAGUCCUGGUCCCCAAUCCGAUGGUAGUAUGAGACUCUGCAACGACUUUAGGGCCGUGAAUGCUAUCUCUACAUUCGAUGCGUAUCCCAUGCCCCGCGUGGAUGAACUCUUGGAGCGCUUAGGAAAGGCCAAGUUCAUCACCGCCCUGGAUUUGACGAAGGGAUAUUGGCAAGUGCCGGUGGCUCCGGAGGAUCGCCCAAAGACUGCCUUCGCCACACCAGAGGGGCUCUUCCAGUAUGUGAGGAUGCCCUUCGGACUGCAUGGUGCCGCUGCAACUUUCCAACGCCUCAUGGAUGCCAUUCUACGGCCCCAUCAAGAGUAUGCAGCGGCGUACAUAGACGAUGUGGUUAUCCACAGCGAGGACUGGGAUAGUCACCUCCUGCGAUUACGGGCGGUGCUCGUGAGUUUGGAAGCCACAGGGUUGACGGCCAAUCCAAAUAAAUGCUGCCUGGGCCUGUCCGAAGCGGAAUACCUGGGGUACACCGUGGGGAAUGGGAAAAUACGCCCACAGGCAGAGAAGACCAGGGCAAUUCGGGACUGGCCGCGACCCCGGACCAAGCGGGACGUUCGGGCCUUCUUAGGGAUAACGGGUAUUAUCGCCGUUUUAUCCCGGGAUAUGCAACCAUUGCCAAUCCCCUCACAAACCUCAUCAAGAAAAACUUGCCAAACCAGGUAGAGUGGAAAGACGAGACGGAAGAGGCCUUUCAAUUGCUAAAAGAUGGCCUGUGUUCUGAUCCUGUCCUACAGGCUCCGGACUUCUCACAAGAGUUUAUUGUGCAGGUCGACGCCUCGGAUACGGGGCUCGGGGCCGUCCUAGCUCAGGGUAAAGGUGAAGCAGAGAAGCCGAUUCUCUUCAUAAGUAGGAAGCUCAGCGAUCGGGAACAGAGGUAUGCUACCGUAGAGAAAGAGGCCUUAGCCAUUAAGUGGGCCCACAGGCAGAGAAAAUACGCCCACAGGCAGAGAAGACCAGGGCAAUUCGGGACUGGCCGCGACCCCGGACCAAGCGGGACGUUCGGGCCUUCUUAGGGAUAACGGGUAUUAUCGCCGUUUUAUCCCGGGAUAUGCAACCAUUGCCAAUCCCCUCACAAACCUCAUCAAGAAAAACUUGCCAAACCAGGUAGAGUGGAAAGACGAGACGGAAGAGGCCUUUCAAUUGCUAAAAGAUGGCCUGUGUUCUGAUCCUGUCCUACAGGCUCCGGACUUCUCACAAGAGUUUAUUGUGCAGGUCGACGCCUCGGAUACGGGGCUCGGGGCCGUCCUAGCUCAGGGUAAAGGUGAAGCAGAGAAGCCGAUUCUCUUCAUAAGUAGGAAGCUCAGCGAUCGGGAACAGAGGUAUGCUACCGUAGAGAAAGAGGCCUUAGCCAUUAAGUGGGCCCUCGAUUAUCUCCGGUACUACCUACUGGGUCGGAGGUUUGCAUUAGUUACUGACCAUGCGCCCCUCACGUGGAUGGCUGGUAAGAGAAACAAUAACAGCAGAAUAGCCAGAUGGUUUUUGUCUUUACAACCGUUCUCUUUCCAUCUCAUCCACAGGGCCGGAUCGAGGAACAGGAAUGCAGACGCGCUGUCCCGACGCAACCAAGACGGUGCGUCUGGCGCCCGACCCUCCGGUUCGGUCCUGAGGGGGAAGGUAUGUGGAAGGACCACUGGAGGGCAGGCUGGGCUCACGGAUGGUAGCCCAACAAGGCAUGGGAGACAAGAGGACCUAAGCCCUUGGACCAUGCCUCAGGACUACCUGGCCUGAUGACUCCUUGCUGUCCCCAGUCAAAUCAAAUCAAAUUUUAUUUGUCACAUACACACGGUUAGCAGAUGUUAAUGUGAGUGUAGCGAAAUGCUAGUGCUUCUAGUUCCGACCAUGCAGUAAUAUCUAACAAGUAAUCUAACAAUUUCACAACAACUACCGUAUACACACAAGGGUAAAGGAAUGAAUAAGAAUAUGUAUAUAAACAUAUAUGGAUGAGCGAUGGCCUAACGGCAUAGGCAAGAUGCAGUAGAUGGUGCAGUAGAUGAGUACAGUAUAUACAUAUAAGAUGAGUAAUGUAGGGUAUGUAAACAUUAUAUAAAGUGGCUAUAUAAAGUGGCAUUGUUUAAAGUGGCUAGUGAUUUGAGUCAGUAUGUUGGCAGCAGCCACUCAAUGUUAGUGUUGGCUGUUUAACAAUCUGAUUGCCUUGAGAUAGAAGCUGUUUUUCAGUCUCUCGGUCCCAGCUUUGAAGCACUUUUCAGUCCACCUGCUUGUGCUGCUGCUCCAGUUUCAACUGUUCUGCCUGCGGCUAUGGAACCCUGACCUGUUCACCGGACGUGCUACCUUGUCCCAGAUCUGCUGUUUUCAACUCUCUAGAGACAGCAGGUGCGGUAAAGAUACGCUGAAUGAUCGGCUAUGAAAAGGCAACUUACAUUGACUUCUGAGGUGCUAACCUGUGAUUAUUAUUAUCUGACCCUGCUGGUCAUCUAUGGACAUUUGAACACCUUGACCAUGUUCUGUUAUCACCUCCACCCGGCACAGCCAGAAGAGGACUGGCCACCCCUCAUAGCCUGGUUCCUCUCUCGGUUUCUUCCUAGGUUCCGACCUUUCUAGGGAGUUUUUCCUAGCCACCGUGCAUCUAUACCUACAUUGCUUGCUGUUUGGGGUUUUAGGCUGGGUUUCUGUACAGCACAUUGUGACCAGAUGAUGUAAGAAGGGCUUAAAAAUACAUUUGAUUGAAAUUUGAUUGAUAGCGAUUCCUUGUGACGGGCCAGGUGCCUGAAGGCUGAAAGUCGGUUGAACAGUGUUUAAUCCGACACAUUGGUGCGGAUGGCUUCUGGGUUAAGCUGGUGGGUGUUAAGGAGCACGGUUAGGCGGGUCAUGUUUUGGAGGAAUCGUGACUCCACCUUCCCUCUUCCGAGCCCGUUGGAUAGUUGCAGCGAUGAGACAAAAUCGAAAUUGGGGAGAAAAAGGGGGAUAAUUUUUGUUAUUUAUAAUAAUAAAUAAACAGCCUCCAAAGUUAGUGAUGAUGUAUCUGUAAUAAGAAUGUCAACAGUUAACCGUGCCUUAAAGAAAUGUGGUCUGUAGGUUCAUUUGUAUAAUUGGAAUUAAAUGAGUCCGUGCUUAUUUUUGUUA
This is a messenger RNA of Salvelinus fontinalis (brook trout), 11256 nucleotides long. RefSeq lists its product as uncharacterized. The transcript is spliced from 2 exons. The record is from RefSeq and is a predicted model, not a curated record. The coding region runs from base 5852 to 6769 and encodes 305 amino acids. NCBI's taxonomy places the organism in Eukaryota, Metazoa, Chordata, Actinopteri, Salmoniformes, Salmonidae.